UGUUGAUCAGGAAGCGCUGGGUCUGAUCACAGUGAGUUGCUUCGGAAGCAUCUUGCGUUUCCUGAGGCGACCAAAUGGCUACUUCUCAGUUUCAAUACUUAGAAAUCUUACACAACUGAACUCAUAUAGGUUAUACGGUCGAAAUAGAUCAGCAUAAUUAAAAUCAGACGCAUACAGACCAGUGUUUGGCGAAUAAUACACGUUGUUCCUCCGUCGCGUAACGUUACGCGCAGCGCUUCAGCAACUGAGCUAGCGCUAAUCACAUCUGAAUAGCGCCUCAGAUACUGUGAAUAUAAAGAUGUCCAAGCCCCCGAAUUCUGCUUCUCGGUCCAGGUCCAGGUCCAGGUCUAGAUCACGGUCCUACACACGAUCUCACUCAAGGAGUCGCUCCCGUUCGAGGUCCAGGAAGCGUCGCUACAGCUCUAGAUCAAGAUCCCGUUCGCAUAGCAGGGAGAGGAACUAUCCUUCCAGAGAUUUCCAGGGCAAUCGUGGGUAUAACCGUGGUUUUCGUGGCUACCGGAGACCCUUUCCGUACCGGGGCAGAGGGCGUGGCUUCUACCCACGAGGUAACUAUCAUAGAGGUGGCAGCAACUAUGGUUACCGUUCCAACAACUGGCACGGCCAUAGAGACCAACAGCAGCCGUAUGACCACUCGUACAGCCCUAGGAGGGGGCGUUCGCGUUCCCACACACCACCACGGAAACGAUCACCGAGCCGUAGCCGCUCACGCCAUUCCGAUAGGUCAUCCUCUGUGCGUUCCAGGCGUUCCAGCUCUUCCUCUCGCUCGUCGUCCCCACAUCGACGCAACUCUAGUGCGGGACGACCCCAUUCUAAAGAUCGCAAAGAAAGGGGUUCACCAGGGGAGAGCAAGGGAACCAGCAAGGAAUCUUCCAAGCCUGCAGGAAGCACCCCGGAGGAACACAGUACCAAGUGGGAAGGCCUAACUGACUACGAUACCAGCCCCAAACGCAAUGCUGCAUCUGCUGGUGGUCAGCCGGAGAUCAAAGUGUCCAUUUCCGGAGGUGCCGGCAACGGUGGUCCACUGUGGCGAAGCAUCGGCCCUGCCAGUAAAAGUCCGCCGGCAAAGACGUCAACCUCAAGUGGCUUCGGGUUCUUCUCAAAGGAAGACGCGAAGACCGAAGACAAAUCGGCCUCCAUCUCGACCGCUUUCAAAAAGUUUUUGGCAGAAAAGAAAAAGCCCUUAUCAGACAGGGAUAAUGGCAGAGGUGAGACUUUAAGCUUGGGCGACGCUGACAGCGAGAAGAGCGGAAGUAAGUUGAGAACGCUUUUCGACGUCUCCGAUUCUGGCUAUGAUGGCCCAAAGACUGACAAAGGACUUCCAUUUUUAGAUGCAGAAGAAGAGGAGUAUCGCCAAGAAAUGAAAGACAGGAAGACCGAAGAGGAAUCCAAAUACAAAGAAAAAACCGUCGUCACGAUGCGCGACUUAACCGAUGAGCGUUUCGGGAAAUGGGAUGAAGAUGUUGAGGAGGGACUGGACGAGGAGCUUUAUCGCAGUCGGAAGCAUGCGUCUAGAAAAGAAGAGAAGGCCUCCAAGAAGAAGGAAAAGAAAAAGAGCAGGAUCAGUCCAUCCUCUCCGUCUCCAUCCAGAGUAUCAGAGAAUAGAGGCAGGCCACUGUUUCCAGCUGGAAGAGAAGCCUCGCCUCUAGCUAAAUCCUCAGCGAAGAAAGACCCGCAGUUUAAUUUCAGUAUAAAAGCAUUCACUGAAGAUGGAGAAAGCUCAACAGGUGCUUUAGCUAAAGAAAGACGUUUGUCACGGGAUCUUGUGCACCCUGGUAAAAAAGAUCAUGAGGAGUUUCGUUCGAUCUUCCAGCAUAUUCAGUCUGCUCAGCUUCGCAGAAGCCCCUCAGAGCUAUUUGCUCAACAUAUAGUCACCAUAGUACAUCAUAUUAAAGCUCAGCAUUUCCAAUCAUCCGGGUUGACUCUGAAUGAGCGAUUUGGAAUAUACCAAAGAAAAGCUGCAGAGAUCGAAAUGAUGAAGCCGAGGAAGAGUCCUGAGAUCCACAGGCGAAUUGAUGUGUCUCCCAGUGCUUUUAAGAAGCACUCUCACCUGUUUGAGGAUUUCGAAGAGAGCGGCUACAAGGAACAUGGUAAAAGGCAUGAGGGUGAUUCAUUGGACCUUCGCUUGGCUAUUGAGCGCCGUAAAAAGGACCCUAAACGAGAGGGGGGAAAGAGUUCAGCUGGCUCGCGCACGCCCAGCCACGAACUCUCCCCUGACAGAUCCUCCAAACACAAGAAAUCAAAGAAAAGCAAAAAGAAGCGAGAGCGCUCUCCUUCCUCGUCCUCAUCGUCGUCCUCCUCUCCCUCCCCUCGCUCGUACAGAUUGUACCAUCCGGAGGAGCACAUGGAGGGAGGAGGGGGUUUUAACAAGGCCCGUCUGGGGUCAAGGGAGUACCCAGGGCCCAUGGAUCGCGGCCCCCGGGACUAUGAGGGCCACAUGGACAGGGGUUAUGAGAGAGGCAGAGGAGGAUACGACCGAGGAGGAUAUGACAGAGGUCAUGGUUAUGAUCGGGGAUUUCCGAGAAUGAGAGGAAGAGGAUGGAACCGGGGAAAUUACCCAGGCAACAACCCCAAUAACAACCCCCCCAAUAUGGGCGGCCCUCCACGGCCCCAGGACGAAGAUUGGGACCCCGAAUACACCCCCAAGAGUCGGAAAUACUUCCAGCAUGACGACCGGGACAAGGAAGGGGAGAUGAAGUGGGUGGACACUCGGGGGCGCGGCAGAGGAAAUUACCCACGCGGCAGGGCCACCUUCAUGAUUCGCAAGAGCGGCGGCAGCCCCAAGUGGACCCACGACAUGUUCCAGGGCAACGCUGAAGAGGGAGACAUGGGAGAAGGAGGCGGAGAACACAAAGACGACGACAAGUCUGGGGACAAUGCUGCUUCCAAGCCAUAGACUGAUUCGUGUCCAUUUGUGUGCUCUUCUCUUUGAGAGUCUUUGUGAGAAAUACAUCCCUGUGUGUUCACAUGUUGGACUGUAAAGACCCAAAAGAGCCAUGUCAUUUAUAGCAACAAACCAUCUGCUAUUAUUCUUCAGUUUUGUUUUUUUUUCGUUUGUUUUCCGGGGUUGUGGGGAGUGAUUGAUAAUAUAAAUUCAGCCAUUCGGUGGCUGAAAUUAAUUGAUUUUCAUUUAAAAAGUGCAAUAAAUCUAUGCACUUGUGCCUUAGAUGUAACUGUAGUUUUAUGAUUCCUUUUUUACGUUUUUUAAAUUUUGAUUUCCCCAGUAGAUUUGCCCUUUUUGUUUGGAAUUGCAUGUAAACUCAUUCAUACAUGCUGCAAUCUUUUGUAUUUUUUCUCUUGUGCUGUAUGGUUCAGUCUGAUUGGAGCAUAUCCCUUGUGGACCAAUACACUGUGUACUGGGCCGAUUUUCUCCAGAAAAUUCUGUUUUAAAAAUGUACAGAUUAAUUCUAACCAAUUGGUUCUCAGCGAUAUUUAACAUCCAAUUUAGCAGAUUUUCUUCCCUUAAAUUAUGCCACUAAUGACUUAAUGUCCACUUACUUUGUGAAGUGUAAUUAAAACGUUUUUUUCUAUUUUGAGCAACAACAAAAGUCAUAUGUUUUAGAUCAUUAUUCAUCAGAUUUUAAAGUGUAGAUAAUAAUAGAACAUGCAAGACAAAGCUUGUAAUGAUGCAUUUAUUGCAUUAUUGUGUUAAACUAUUAAACAAAUUGUAAAAUAGUUCAUGCUGCAUGUUUAGAUCACGUGGAUUUUCUUCCAUUGAUCUGUGUACGCUGCACUGUAAGGAUAUAACUGGGGGACUCAGCUGCUUUCUUUUCAGUGUAGAAAUCCUGCUUUGUGAUGACAUUAACUGUAAUGCUGUGACUCAACGUUCUGUUAACAUUUACAAUCUGUUAACUCUGUGCUUUCAGUCUCCAUGGUGAAUUCGAAAUAAAACCCGUCCUCUGUUUGGUA
Messenger RNA from Labeo rohita (rohu), 3927 nucleotides. RefSeq names its product thyroid hormone receptor associated protein 3b (gene thrap3b). The record is from RefSeq and is a predicted model, not a curated record. Lineage: Eukaryota; Metazoa; Chordata; Actinopteri; Cypriniformes; Cyprinidae. Gene Ontology annotation, cellular component: mediator complex. Gene Ontology annotation, molecular function: DNA binding; transcription coregulator activity. Gene Ontology annotation, biological process: positive regulation of transcription by RNA polymerase II.